AUGGCGGCUCUCACAUCACUUGCAACGUUAAAAUCAAAGUACAACGUAACUCAAAAGUUAUUAAUAAAUUAUUUAAAUGGGAAACAACAAUUACACACAAGUUGUGUUUGUUUUAAAUCUGGACAAGUCAAAAGAACAUUACGUAAAAACAAACCGAUAAAUUAUGAAAAAUCAUUAGGAGCACACGAUAUAGGACACAACAAAGCAUGGAAUUCAUGGAACACUUCAACAUUAGAAGGAGGUUUAAGGGUACCAGAAACUUUACUAGAUGACGUAUUCAUUAGGAAAUUCGUUUACGGUACGUUCCCAGGAAUGAUACAUUCUGAAAUAAUUGUUAAAAGAAUUCACAACACAAUUCGAAUAGCAAUGAUUAUAUAUCCUAAAAUGUCAUCGACUAAAAUUUUAUUUUUAGUCGGAUACACAGAAGAACUAUUAAGUAAUUGGCUUAAAUGUAUGGUUAAAUUAGAAUUGCAAGUUAUCAAACAUCCAGAUGAAGUUGUUUUCACACAUGUGUAA
Molecule: messenger RNA, 516 nt
Organism: Pediculus humanus corporis (human body louse)
Lineage: Eukaryota; Metazoa; Arthropoda; Insecta; Psocodea; Pediculidae
Product: mitochondrial 28S ribosomal protein S3/S24, putative
Exons: 3
Coding region: 1-516 (171 amino acids)
Biological process (GO): translation
Cellular component (GO): mitochondrion
Source: RefSeq, a predicted model, not a curated record